AUGAAGCCUCUCUCUCCUAUAAAGACAUCUAUGAAGCCAUCUCUUCUCUCUAUAAAGACAUCUAUGAAGCCAUCUUCUCUCUAUAAAGACAUCUAUGAAACCAUCUCUUUACUCUCUAUAAAGACAUCUAUGAAACCAUCUCUUCUCUCUAUAAAGAGACAUCUAACAACUAUAGAGCCAUCUCUUCUCUCUAUAAAAAAAGAAGCCAUCUAUAGGCCAUCUCUUCUCUCUAUAAAAGACAUCUAUAAGCCAUCUCUUUCUCUCUAUAAAGACAUCUAUGAAGCCAUCUCUUCUCUCUAUAAAGACAUCUAUAAGCCAUCUCUUCUCUCUAUAAAGACAUCUAUGAAGCCAUCUCUGACAUUAUCUCCUUCAUUAUAUACUUCAUCUAUAAAGCCAUCUCUUUCAUUAUCUCCUUCAUCUGUAAACCAUCUCUUUCAUUAUCUCCUUCAUUAUUUCCUUUAUUAUCUCCUUCAUCUCCAUCUCUUCAUAAUCUCCUUCAUCAACAAACCAUCUCUUUCAUUAUCUCCUUCAUUAUAUCGUUCAUCUGAAGCCAUCUCUUUCAUUAUGUUCUCUAUAAAUCCUUCCCUCUAUGAAGCCAUCUCUUUCAUAAUCUCCUUCAUCUAUGAAGCCAUCUCUUCUCUCUAUAAUGUCAUCUAUGAAGCCAUCUUCUAUCUCCUCUAUGAAGCCAGAUCUCCUUCAUCUAUGAAGCCAUCUCUUUCAUUAUAUUCUUCAUUAUAA
This is a messenger RNA of Acanthosepion pharaonis, 738 nucleotides long. The record is from the annotation of a GenBank genome assembly. Lineage: Eukaryota; Metazoa; Mollusca; Cephalopoda; Sepiida; Sepiidae.